Molecule: messenger RNA, 1897 nt
Organism: Juglans microcarpa x Juglans regia
Lineage: Eukaryota; Viridiplantae; Streptophyta; Magnoliopsida; Fagales; Juglandaceae
Product: WD repeat-containing protein 76
Exons: 5
Coding region: 104-1549 (481 amino acids)
Biological process (GO): regulation of DNA damage checkpoint
Cellular component (GO): nucleus
Molecular function (GO): DNA binding; protein binding
Source: RefSeq, a predicted model, not a curated record
CCCCAAUAAUUCUCAAAUUCCCAAACCAAACCUGAACCACUCUCUCUCUCUCUCUCUCUCUCUCUCUCUGCGUGUCUCUGUGAGUGAGUUCUCAACCUCUCCCAUGGAGUCGUCUCAGCAACUUACAGAGUAUGAGCUCAAGCGCCUCGAUAAUAUUCGCCGGAACGAUCAACUGAUGGCUUCCCUUAAAAUCCACUCCAAGGUUGCCGAGCUCUCCGCUGCUUCCAAGCGCCAAAGAGUUGGAAUCAAAUCAUACAAAGUGAGUCCAGAGAAGAAACCCAAAACCGAGACUCCAAUCGUUAUCCGACGGUCCUUGCGCACGCGUGGGAUGCCGCCAGAUUACUCUGACUCCAAAGGUCUUGGCGAUACUGUUGAAGCAGCCGAUAAGGUUUCCAAAUCUCCGACCUCGUCGAAGCCUUCGCCGCGCACCUUGGGCCCUCUUAGUGUGAGAGAUGCGUAUCGUGGAACCGGGUCUGAUAAAUUACUGAUUGAAAGAAUUAUGGAAGGUUCAAAGAAAGAACAUAAGAAAUUUGGUGAUAAAAAUGGUGGGGAUUUGAUGGAGGGUGUGCGUGAAAGUGGGAGUUGUUUGGAACUGGAAUCCUUGAGUCUGAAUCCGGAGAAUAUCGCGCGAGUCGUGCCGGGGAAGAUAUUAAAUGUACGGUUUUUUCCUUGUAGCGACAGAAGAAUCAUUGUGGUGGGGAAUAAGUUUGGGAAUGUUGGGUUUUGGGAUGUUGAUUCUGGUGUACAGGAAGAAGAUGGUGUUUAUUUGUAUCACCCGCAUCCAGGUCCAGUCUCGGGGAUUUCGAUGCACAAACAUAGUUUGCCAAAGAUCUUUACCAGUUGUUAUGAUGGAUUUAUCCGACUAAUGGAUGCUGGGAAGGAGGUAUUUGAUCUGGUAUAUUCUACUGAUGAUACCAUAUAUUCUCUAUCUCAAAGAUCAGACGAUGUGAAGUGUUUGUAUUUUAGUGAGGGUUCCGGAGGUUUGAAUAUUUGGGAUGAGAGGGUUGGGAUAUGCUCAGCCCAAUGGAAUUUGCAUGAAAGUAGGAUUAACACCAUAGAUUUUAACUCGGAAAAUUUUAACAUCAUGGCUACUAGUUCCUCAGAUGGAACUGCCCGUAUAUGGGAUUUGCGAUGUAUUGGUGCAGAUAAGCCCAAAUCUCUGAAGGAAGUAAGGCAUAAAAGGGCUGUGCAGUCUGCUUAUUUCUCACCCUCUGGAUGCUCCCUAGCGACAACAAGCAUGGACGAUACAGUUGGUAUACUGAGUGGAGCUAAUUUCGAUGAUAAUUCAAUGAUUAAACAUUAUAACCAGACGGGCAGAUGGAUUUCUUCUUUCAGAGCAAUAUGGGGAUGGGAUGAUUCAUAUGUCUUCAUCGGCAACAUGAAAAGAGGAGUUGAUGUUAUCUCCCCAGCUCAGAGAAGAACAAUAUUCACUUUACAAAGCCCACACAUGUCAGCAAUUCCAUGCAGGUUUGAUGCACACCCUUACAAUGUUGGUGUGCUUGCAGGAGCCACAAGUGGCGGUCAGGUUUAUAUGUUGACAAUGGGCUAACAUGACGAGUGUUAUUAGCUAGCUUAAACAUGACAAGAGUGUUGUAUCUUGAACUUCUGUUGUAAACCGACAAGAAGCUGUUUUGUUAGGCCUAGUGACUUCAAAUUUGUUAGGCAUAGUGACUUCAAAAUUUAAAAAAGGUUGCUUGUGGGGAUGUACUAUCAUGAGUAAUGGCAGCCUAUGAAACCAUAUCGACUUGUCUUAAUUAGGUUAUCUUCUGCUCCUGGAAUUUGUUCUUACUACAAUAGUGUUUGAUAAUUUCACCUCCAAUCAUAUCAAAUCUUGAAGUAGAUUGGUUUACUUUGUAGCUGUUUCUUCACAUCCAUGGUAAUCCAUCUCUACUUGCUG